Messenger RNA from Cylicocyclus nassatus, 201 nucleotides. Lineage: Eukaryota; Metazoa; Nematoda; Chromadorea; Rhabditida; Strongylidae. The record is from the annotation of a GenBank genome assembly.
AUGGUCUCUCAACGCCGAAAUGCCAAGUCGAAGAAGUCAAAUGAAACCGUUUCGACUGCUGUGGAGCCGACUUCACCUUCUGCUGUUACGACAAGCAAUUCUCAAGAGGAUGAAGGUCUUCAAACCCUUUUCUACAGAAGAUUCGUAGCGGAUAUUAUUAUGGCUUUCAAAGUGCUGCGAGCUGAGGUUUGGGCGGCAUAA